AUGUCAUGCAUACUCUGGACGGGGUUAUUCCGUAGGAUACAUUACGACCUUGCGAAGAGAAAAACCAAGGGCGAGGAUGACCUGAUUGUGAAAGGGCCAGACGACCGCGAGCAACGCCACCGGGCCUCGACUGCACCCGACCUCAGCCCUCGAUUCCUCCUGCUGUCCCGGGCGUCCUGUUUUGCGGACGAUGAAGCGCUGUCGCGGCCGGCAACUCUCAGUAUGCGGCCGCCCGGACGACUCUCUCUCCGCAUCGGCGUGUAUGGCUUUCGUGGCCUGAGGGGCUUCGGCUGUCGGCAGGCGCAGGUAGCCGUGCCGUCCGUGUUGACGCGGCCUUGCAUGCAGCCACCAUGGCCAGCUGUGGUGGUCGCGCGGGCCUCGUUCCAGACCUGGCCGCCUGCUCCUGUGCGGUCCUUUUUCCCAACAGCGCGGCCACAAUCGGCCGCUGCGACAUCCGUCCAGAGGACCGGCCAAAGGACCGGCAGCACAGCCGAGACAGCAACGACGACGACGACGACGGCAAGCACGCCGGAAGACGUGGAAAAGGCCUACUUCCUCUCCAACGGCAUUCUCGAUCGCAUCGCCCGACGGCCGGCUGAGCUGGCGCCUCAUCGACGCCGUCAAGCCCGACGACAGGCUGAGAAGAUAUCGGCCUCCUCAUCGGGCGAGACCACCUCUCCCGACCUCUUUGACAAUGCGUCGUCCAUCCUCUCCGACGUCGCUGCCGCCCAGCCACAGCGCUCGACCCGCCGCGUCUUCUCCUCGCUGCUCGCUCUCACCAAACCCCGGCUCACCGUCUUGGUCGUUCUCUCGGCCAUGGCCCCCUAUGCCCUCUAUCCCGUGCCGGCCUUUCUGACGGCCGAGCUGCUCGAUGUCGCCCAGCAGCCGCCGUCGCUCUCACCGCUCACCCUCCUCUUUCUCACCGUCGGCACCACCCUCUGCUCGGCCGCUGCUAAUGCCCUUAACAUGCUCUACGAACCCGACACCGACGCUCGCAUGUCGCGCACCCGCAAUCGGCCGCUUGUUCGUCUACUCAUCAGCCGGCGUGCUGCCCUCGCCUUUGCUGUCGCCUGCUCCGUCGUCGGCAUCGCUGCCCUGCAUUUCGGCGUCAACCCGACUGUCGCCUUUCUCGGUGCUGCCAACAUCGCUCUCUACGCUGGCGUCUACACCCCGAUGAAACGCCUCUCGGCUGCCAACACCUGGGUCGGUGCCCUCGUCGGUGCUAUCCCGCCGCUGAUGGGCUGGGCUGCUGCUGCCGGCGAAUCCGCCACCGGAACGUCCUCUUCUACCGCGGCUUCUACCCCCCAUUCCGAGUUCAGAGAACUUCUCUUCGCCCCAGACGGUUCCAGCGCUGGCGGUUGGCUUCUCGCCGCCCUCCUCUUCGCCUGGCAGUUCCCUCAUUUCAUGGCUCUCUCCUGGUCCGUCCGCUCCGAAUAUCAGCGUGCUGGCCUCCGCAUGCUCGCCUGGGUCAACCCUGCCCGCAAUGGUCGCGUCGCUCUUCGCUACAGCCUCGCCUUCUUUCCCAUCUGCCUCGGCCUCUGUGCUGCUAAUGUCACUGAGUGGUCUUUUGCUGCUACCAGUCUGCCUGUCAACGUCUGGCUCGUCCGCGAGGCCGUCCGUUUCUGGCAGCUUCAGGGUCAUGCUGGCUCUGCCCGCGCCCUCUUCUGGGCCAGCGUCUGGCAUCUGCCCGCCCUCAUGGUCCUCGCCCUGCUGCAGAAAAAGGGCAUGUGGGCUCGCGUGUGGCGCAGCAUCGCCGGCCAUCCCGACCGCGAGAACGGCAGUUUCGACGAUGACGACGAAUACGAUGACGAUGACGACGACUAUGUCUGGGUGGCCGAUGACGGCAAGCAGCAGCAGCAGAAGCUACCCGUGUCGGCCUCGGGGCAGUGA
Messenger RNA from Grosmannia clavigera kw1407, 1890 nucleotides. RefSeq names its product heme A biosynthesis protein. The transcript is spliced from 2 exons. The record is from RefSeq and is a predicted model, not a curated record. Gene Ontology annotation, molecular function: protoheme IX farnesyltransferase activity. Gene Ontology annotation, biological process: heme biosynthetic process. Gene Ontology annotation, cellular component: mitochondrion; membrane. Lineage: Eukaryota; Fungi; Ascomycota; Sordariomycetes; Ophiostomatales; Ophiostomataceae. Bases 1 to 1890 code for a protein of 629 amino acids.